Necator americanus (New World hookworm) is the source of this 981-nucleotide messenger RNA. RefSeq lists its product as uncharacterized. Lineage: Eukaryota; Metazoa; Nematoda; Chromadorea; Rhabditida; Ancylostomatidae. The transcript has 5 exons. The record is from RefSeq and is a predicted model, not a curated record. Bases 1 to 981 code for a protein of 326 amino acids.
AUGUGGCAAAUAUGCGAGGGCUACCGGCUAGAGGACAAAGAAGAGACUCGCUGGAAAGGCUCCAAAUCAAGGAAAUUAGGUGAUGGCUACAAGCUCAUCUACCACGGCACAUCAAAUUGCAAUGGCGUUGGCGAAGAAGUACUUCUAAUCGGAGGAGACUUCAACGGACAUGUCGGUUCUCGGAAAGACGGGUUCGAGAGUUGUGGAGGAAAUGUGGUCGUCUACUUCCAGCGUUAUACGCUUGACCGCGGAGAACACUCUGGGAAAGAUGACUCUAGGCAAGCCCAAAGUACAAAAGGCUACGUGGUUUUGGAGCGAGGAAAUCGGGAUGCUUACCUAGCGGCGAAAAGGGAGGCUAAGAAGGCAGUCUCCAAGGCGAAUUCGGACCGCCACAAGGCUGUGUACGACAUGCUUGAUACCAGAAAAGGCGAGCGGACAGUGUAUCGUUUAGUCAGAGCGCGACAUCGCUCAAUGUUGGAUAUGGAACACACCAAGAUCGUUAAUGGAGCUGAUGGAGCCGUUCUGCACCACCCUGAAGGAUGGACUCCAGACGUUUGGCAAACUUCCGUGACCGUGCCUGUCUGGAAAGGGAAAGGAGACAUUGCUGACUGCACUUCGUACAGGCCUAUACGACUGCUGUGCCAUACGAUUAAAGUUUUUGAGCGUGUCCUGGAAGCUCGUCUGAGGAAAAUUGUCAGCGUUUCACUCAACCAGUGCGAUUUUGUGAAGGACUGCAGCACUAUAGAUGCUAUCCAUGCUGUCCGUAUCCUUCUGGAGAAACAUCGAGAGAAGAACCGCAGUGUGCAUCUUGCUUUUCUCGAUCUCGAGAAAGCUUUCGACCGUGUCCCACAUGAGCUGUUAUGGAUGUCCAUGAGGUCGCAUAGAGUACCAGAAGAAUGUGGACAAAGCUGCUUUAUGCGAAGCCUACCAGCGUUGUCCGAUGUGCUGCUGGAACAAGCAGGCCAUUCCCUGUACAAGUAA